Messenger RNA from Ochlerotatus camptorhynchus, 3080 nucleotides. Its product is annotated as toll-like receptor 7. NCBI's taxonomy places the organism in Eukaryota, Metazoa, Arthropoda, Insecta, Diptera, Culicidae. Bases 23 to 2962 code for a protein of 979 amino acids. The record is from RefSeq and is a predicted model, not a curated record. Gene Ontology annotation, molecular function: protein binding. The transcript has 2 exons.
CCCAAGCAGCAUCGCAUUCAAGAUGUUGCCUCUUUCGUUAUUUGCUUCAUGGGUGAUAGUUCUUUUGAGUCAGCAUUUCGUGUCGGCGAACCAAUCGAUUCAAUGUGUCGUGAACACAGAUGACGUGUGCGUUUUUCAUUCCGUUCACCUAACUUCGGACAAGGAUGGUGCUGUUUCGUUGCAAUUACCUACGGUGGCAAACGUAUCUUCGAUCAAAUUUAUCGAAUCUUCCAUCGAUUUCAUUUCACCGGCACUGUUACGAAAUCUCAAUGAAAUCCGUUCUGUGAAUCUGGCUGAAUUGCGAGUGAAAGCUGUGCACCAGGAUUCAUUCCAGGGAUGUGCAGAUUUAGAAGACGUUAACCUUUCCUACAAUUUGAUCACCAAUCUCCCGGAGCGUAUUUUUGCUGAUACGAACCAGCUACGGAACUUGAAUAUCUCAUUCAACAAUCUGAAACAAUUGCCUGAGCAUGCUUUUGAGAACUGUCCAGAACUGAGGAAGCUAGAGCUGCAUGGGAAUGCAAUCGCUGAGAUAAACCGAAACCAUUUCUGGAUUCCUCGUGAGCUGGAGUAUUUGAGCUUGGGCGACAACCAAAUCGAACGUUUGACUGGUGGAGUUUUCCGACUAUUGACGAAUCUGACGGAGUUGGGUUUGAGGGAAAAUUUUCUUCGAGUACUGGGACAUGACACUUUCCAAGGAUUGACAUCGCUGGAACAGUUGGAUGUCUCUUAUAAUUUGAUCGAACGGCUCAGUCCGGGGUCGUUUCAAGGACUUGAAAACGUGAAGGUUAUUCUGUUAUCUGGAAAUUUUCUCGAGGCUCUCCCACUGGGAUUGUUUAAUAAUUUGAAUCGGUUGAGUGAGGUUCAUCUACAAGGCAAUGAGAUAAAGCGUAUUAACGAUCGAUUGUUUAACGCCUUGACGAAUCUACACAUAGUGAAUCUCAAAGGCAACUGCUUGGCGAACGUUCCUACAGCAUUGUUGAAGGUCCAAAGUGAUUCAAUUGAAUUAGAUUUAAGUCAAAACCAAAUAAGUACAAUCCCAAGAAAUAUAUGGAAAAAGCUAGGUAGUGAUGUAAGAUUACAUAAUAAUCACAUUGAAAUUGUGAGAUCUAGCACCUUCAGUGAAGCAGGAAACAUUUCAGUGAUAUUGUUGUAUGGAAACAAAAUUAUUUCUUUGGAGGAUGAUGCGUUUGAUGGGCUCAUCGACCUUUCGGAGUUAUACCUCGACUAUAACCAAUUAACUGAGAUUCCCAUUACCUUGUUUAAAGCUAAUCCAAAACUGCAUCACAUCACAGCAUCACGCAAUUCACUUACAACCAUUAGAGGCAACACCUUUGCGGGGCUAUUUCACCUGAACUCGGUUGAAUUGUCCUUUAACAAGAUUUCGGUUAUUGAAGAGGGUGCUUUCUAUGGAUCGGCAAUUGCAUUUUUAAAUCUUGAAUGUAACCUGCUGGAAACUAUUGAUGAAUAUACAUUCCAAGGGCUUAAACUCGUGUAUUUGAAUUUGGCUGGUAACAAGCUCAGGCAAAUCAAUGAAGGUUCAUUUAAAAAUCAACCAUCUAUUGAGCAUUUGAUCUUGAAGGAUAACGGUAUUUUUGAAAUUUUUGAGAGAUCUUUCCACAAUCUUCAUCGUUUGAGAGAACUAGACCUCAGUAAUAAUUCUUUGCAUGAAAUUUCUUCGCAUGUUUUCGACGGAGUUGUAUCUCUAGAAAUAUUGAAACUAUCUAAAAAUCAUCUCACGACUAUUGAUUUUGGAUCUCUAAUAAAAAAUGCUGGUUUGAAACAGCUCGAGUUAGAUCACAAUAAAAUCGUGCCUCAUUCCGAGGACACGAUUGAUACAUCACAGGAGUUCCAGUUAGAAUCUUUGAAAUCAAGUGUGGACGUCCUGCUGCCCUUAAAUCGAGCUGUUCUCGUAAAACUUCAUAUUAACUCCUUGAGGAAGGAAUCACUGGAUGAAUCUUUUCUGAAUGGAUUUGCCAAUUUACUGGAGUUAACAAUUUCAGAUACGAAAAUAAAUAAUUCUCCAAGUCUUUUCCUCCAUGACGUAAAAUUAUUGCAAACUUUGGCACUAACCAACAAUCUGAUUGUGUCAUUUCCACCCAACUUUUUCGAUGAUUGUGCUGAUUUGCAACAUCUUGAUCUAUCUGGGAACAAAUUAGGCACGGUGAAUCCUAGAUGGUUUCAGGCAACAACAAAGCUAACUCAACUUUCAUUGGCCAGAAACCAGAUUACAUCAAUUUUGCCUGAGACCUUCAGUUCCCUUCCUUUAUUAAAAGUUCUCUCCUUGGAUACUAACCGAAUCGCGAAAAUCCCAUCAGAAUUGAAUCUACCGUCAAUACAGAGCUUGAACGUUUCAUGGAAUGAAUUGAACUUUGUCCAACGAGAUUUCAUUCUCAAUCACUCGAGUCUUCAAAUGUUAGAUGUCACGGGAAACAACCUAACGGACUGCUUCAUCCACUCCAAUCUGCUUACACUGCAUGCUUCAGUCAAUCGAAUCUCAGGAAUUCAUCUCGUUUCUUCGGAAAAGUACAAUUUGAGAACACUGAAUUUAGGCUUCAAUAAGCUUAGCAAUAUAGGCGACGUAUUCAAGCUAUCACAUUUGGAAACACUUGACAUAUCGAACAAUAAGCUGCUUGACUUUGAUUUGCAUCGACUUCAUAAACUGAAGCAUCUUGUAUCACUUAAUAUUUCAUCAGCCGGAAGUAUCUUGUUGCCUUCGGAUGAAAUGAUUCCCACCAACUUGAUAGGGUUGGAUUUGAGUAACAAUCGAUUGGACACUUUGCCGGAAGGUUUUCUGAGAGCAAUCCCAAGAGUUAACGAGAUUCAUGUGCAGGGUAAUAGGUUCGGACGAGGAGAGCUUGAGAAAUUGCCAAGGUCGUUGAAGCAUCUGAUAUUCCUGAACGAUGAGGGAUCAUCUGAAAACUUAGAUUAUGAUGAGGGGCUAGUGACUACGGAGGGAAAGUAGUUUUUUUUUAAUUAUUUUGUUGUAGAAACGCAGGUCUAUGGCUUAGAACUAAUUUAGAUAUCCCUGUUUACUGUGUGAUUCUGGCUACCAUUAAUCGAGUGAUCAACUACUUGCGUUG